This is a messenger RNA of Amoebophrya sp. A120, 687 nucleotides long. The record is from the annotation of a GenBank genome assembly. NCBI's taxonomy places the organism in Eukaryota, Dinophyceae, Syndiniales, Amoebophryaceae.
GGUCAGGGGAGCCACUUCGAGAGAGAAGUCUGCUUUUACGCGGACGAUGGAGUACUCCUCGUGGCCGCAAAAACUAGGGCAGGCCUGGUGAAGGCGAUGAACACGAUGGCGGACCGCCUGAGGACAGAGCUGGCCAGCCUGGGGCUAACUCUCGACCCCGAGAAAACGAAGUGCCUGGUCUUCGACGCGUCCCUAGUCGGGAAGCAGGUGGCGGGGCGGGAACAGCGGCGGCACGAAUUCCUUCGAGAGGGCCGAGGCAAGACCGGGCCGCAGGUCCUCGACUUGCCGUGGGAAGCAGCCCCCCUCCCGGGGCUGCCCUUUCCGCAAGUAUCCCACCACCGCGUCCUGGGUGUUGAGGUGGACCACCUCUUCCACUUCGGCCGGCACGUCUCGAACACCAUCGAGAAAAUCCGCCGUCGCCUCCCGAUCCUGAAAAGGCUCUCGAACUACGAAUGGGGGUUGGAACCAUAUGUCUUUGCACAGACGGCCCGGGCAUUGAUCACACAGACGGCUACUUGGGGGGUUGCCAGUUGGGGAUCGUACUGCCCGACCGCGGUCAUGAGGCGCAUGAACACGGACGGCCUAAACCCGGCACAGAGACUGGUGGUGGCCAAUACCAAGCUGAUGCGACUGGAAAGCCUCCGCAUCCUCUCCCAGUCAACAAGCAUACAGAACGCGUACGUGCGG